CUGGCUGAGAGAGAGAGACAGAGGUGAUCCAGGGUGCAACACAGUUUCCACACUCACAGGAAAACUCAGUUUGAGUGAGGAGCUCAUCUUCUGUAGUUGGACCAUUAUCAUCCAACGACAGGAGCUAGAAAAUGGUGUUUGGUAUCCAGAAGCUCAUCCAGGACCACCUGGUGGAGCGAAGAAUCCGCAGAACUCGGCUGGUGACCAAAGAUGGCCGCUGCAACAUUGAAUUUGGCAACGUGAAAUACGGCAACCACUUUGCUUUCCUCGUGGACUUCUGGACGACCUUCGUGGAGUUCCGCUGGCGCUUUGUCCUCUUCUUCUUCAUCACCUCCUUCACCCUGAGCUGGUUCAUCUUCAGCCUGCUGUGGUUCUGGAUUGCCUGGAACAACGGGGAUCUGAAGUGGCAGAACCCCUCAAACGACCACACCCCCUGUGUGUGGAACGUCGUCGGUCUCACUACAGCCUUCCUCUUCUCCCUAGAGACCCAGACCACCAUCGGGUAUGGUGUACGCGCCAUUACCCCUCACUGUCCUGUUGCUGUAGCCCUCAUCAUUAUCCAGACUCUCAUAGGGGCCCUCAUACACUGCUUCAUAUGUGGAGUCAUCGUCUCCAAGAUAUCCCUCCCUAAAAAAAGGGCCAAGACCAUCGCAUUCAGUGAGAUGGCUGUCAUCUGUCCUAAGAAGGACUUCCUUUGCCUCAUAAUAAGAGUGGCCAACUUACGCAAGACCCUGAUGAUCGGGAGCCAAAUCUACGGCAAGCUGUUGAGGACAACCGUCAAACCCGAUGGGGAGACAAUCAUCAUGGACCAGGUGAACAUUGAGUUCAUGAUGGACGCUGGGAAGGACAACCUCUUCUUUGUGUGCCCUCUCACACUCUACCAUGUGAUUGACAAGGCUAGCCCUUUCUUUGACAUGGCAGAGGACACCUUCCAUAAACAGGAGUUUGAGCUGGUGGUCUUUCUGGACGGCACAGCCGAGACCACCAGCUCAGCCUGCCAGGUCAGGACUUCCUUCAUCCCUCAGGAGAUCAUGUGGGGUUACAACUUCCUGCCCAUUAUCUCCCGCAGCAAAGAGGGCAAGUACAGAGUGGACUUCUCCAACUUCUCCAAGGUUGAGGCGGUGACCACUGCACACUGUGCCUACUGCUUCCACAACAUAGUAGGACACCACCUCCCCUCCAUUAAUGGAAUUGACAAUGGUGGAUUUGGAGUGAUUGGUAUCCUAGAAUAACUUAAUAUGAUGUGAACUUUUGGAUGCAAAAUGUAUAAUACGUACAGUUGAAGUUGGA
Molecule: messenger RNA, 1290 nt
Organism: Salvelinus sp. IW2-2015
Lineage: Eukaryota; Metazoa; Chordata; Actinopteri; Salmoniformes; Salmonidae
Product: ATP-sensitive inward rectifier potassium channel 1-like
Biological process (GO): potassium ion import across plasma membrane; regulation of monoatomic ion transmembrane transport
Cellular component (GO): plasma membrane
Molecular function (GO): ATP-activated inward rectifier potassium channel activity
Source: RefSeq, a predicted model, not a curated record